Molecule: messenger RNA, 1911 nt
Organism: Amphiprion ocellaris (clown anemonefish)
Lineage: Eukaryota; Metazoa; Chordata; Actinopteri; Pomacentridae
Product: transmembrane protein 198-like
Exons: 5
Coding region: 418-1425 (335 amino acids)
Cellular component (GO): plasma membrane
Source: RefSeq, a predicted model, not a curated record
CUCGUACUGACGCUGGGGGCAGAUGGUCUCUCUCUCAGAGUCAGGCGUCAGCUGUUCACAAGCACAGAUGAGGGACUUAGAGUGUCGGACGCUGAGUCUCACCCACAGCUAAGAGGUACAGCUACAGAGGGAAACACAGAAACUCCUGACAAAACUCCUGAGCCCUCGUCUCUGUUGGGUUUACUGGAAUCUGACUGAAAACUACCAUGUUUUUCUCUGAAAUGUACAUUUGAUCCGGGAAGAAAUGCUUUACUCGAGGUGCACAACAGGAAAGUGUUUAGUACUUGUUCUGGGUUCGGGAGCUUCCUCUUUCCCUGAAUGACACAAGCAGGACGUUCCGGUUUCACCCCUUCAAUGAGCAAAGCAGCUUCACGUCCAAACCAGCUGCCCACCAAAAAGAAGUAAUAAUCCUCCAAGAUGGCAAUGACUUCACUCUAUGUUACUGAGGAGCCAGGAGCUGGCUUAACUGAAGUGGACAUAUGCACGCUUGAGAUUAAUAUGAACUAUGAAGUCAUCCCAUCUAUUGUCUGCUCUGUUUGCCUUUCAUUCGGCCUCAUCUACUGCUUCUUUGGAUUCCGCUGCUUCAGGAUGGUCAUGUUCUUCUCAGGCUUCUUGCUUGGCUCAGCAGCUGUGCUCCUGUUGUACCACAAGGAGCCUGUGCUGAACGUCCAGCUGGGGAUGGAGACGAAGGCGGGCAUCGGUCUGGGUGUUGGGGUGCUGUGUGGGCUGAUGACCAUGCUGGUGUCCACUAUGGGACUCCUCCUCAGCGGCCUCCAGCUGGGCAGCCUGCUGUCCCUCUCCAUCCUGGUGAUCGUCGCGCAGUUUCACAGCCUUACUCCGGUUUGGGUGCCUCUCGGUGUCGUUCUGGCUGCCAGCAUCACCACUGCCGUCUUCACGCUGCAGUGGCAGAAACUCUUCAGCAUCAUCUACACCUCAGUGUUGGGGGCGACCACGGUGAUGCUGUGUGUGGACUACCUGGUGGGGACGUUCAUGCUGCCCGAUCAGGUGUACGACAUGUUUUGUGAAGUUGCUCCGCGACCGCUCUGCUGGUUCAACUGGGCCAUCAGUGGGAUCUGUCCCGUCCUGAGCCUCAUCGGUGUGCUGGUGCAGUGGUGGUUUACUGCUAAAGGAGUCUCACACAGAGACGCUGCACAUAAAAAACACCUGAAACACUGCAAGAAGCACAAACACAGGGAGUUCAGGGGAAGACCUCCACCGCACCGUCAGCGUAGACCUCCACCACUGAAGCGUUACGCUGGAGACGUCUUGGCACCGAGUUACCUCCAGAGCCUUCAGGAGCGUCAGAUGGGAACGGGCUCCUCCACCAGCAGCGUCAGCACCAUCACACACACUCUAAUAGACUUUGACUUCGAGACCGGCUCCAUGGUGCCUCUGACCGCUGCCUCCCCCGUCUUUGCGGUCUGAACAAACACAAGUGACUGUAAACUGCCAGUAUCUGAGGAAUCUACUGCAACACGCUGAUAAUGAAAUAUUCCGUCCAUCUCCACUUCUGCCAGAUGAUCAUCAACAUGCACACAGCGUGAUCUGAGAAGUUCAUCCCCUGAAUGACGACACGACGAAUUAAUGCAACAUCCACAGUCAUCAGGAUCAUGACUGCCACAUCCUUUGAACAAUUUAUCUCACAGACAGUUUAUGUUUUAUCGAUGAGCUGCUUUGUUUCACACAAGUUUAACAACCUUUUACCCUUCAAAAAUUUGUGUAUGAUUCUGGAGACUCUCCAUGUCAUUGGAUAUGCACAUAGAUCCAAAACAGUUCUAGAUUUGUUUGAAAUUAAAGUAUUAUGGUUAUAAACAAGACAUUCAUACAAGCAUAUGCAAUGAAAUUAAACAUACACAGCAGAAAUGUGUAAUUCUGGACUAAAAACAAUAAAAUAUUGGUUUGACUACAGCA